Messenger RNA from Syngnathus typhle (broad-nosed pipefish), 3121 nucleotides. Its product is annotated as epidermal growth factor receptor kinase substrate 8-like protein 1. Gene Ontology annotation, biological process: Rho protein signal transduction; regulation of Rho protein signal transduction; positive regulation of ruffle assembly. The coding region runs from base 182 to 2233 and encodes 683 amino acids. The transcript has 20 exons. NCBI's taxonomy places the organism in Eukaryota, Metazoa, Chordata, Actinopteri, Syngnathiformes, Syngnathidae. The record is from RefSeq and is a predicted model, not a curated record. Gene Ontology annotation, cellular component: vesicle; plasma membrane; ruffle membrane. Gene Ontology annotation, molecular function: actin binding.
UGGAAAUGUAAAAGUUGACACACCUCUCCUUCUGCUCAAAGCAUUCAGAGGAGUGUCAUACCUGCACUCGCAGCAGGCAUAUUUUUCAUUGACAUAACAAGGACGUUGUUUUUUAAGGUCCGGAAUCAUGCAAUAGAAGUUUGUCAGCUUUGCCAAUGACACGUGAAUAGAAGGACAAAGGAUGACCAACAUCAAACGCUAUUUUGUCAAGCACCUGAUCACCUUCUCCCUCCAGAGAGGAGAUGUGAAGACCGUGGAGGAGGCCCAGUCUCGUCUCCUCCAGCUAGCUCGGGGCAACAAGUUGUGGAGUCAACACAUGCUACUGGAUCUCGGCUCUGAUGCCGUUUAUCUCAGAGACAUUCAGACUAAGGAGGAACUGGAGAAGUAUUACUUGGACUCCAUCUUCCGCUGCGAGUCGGUUAACGGCGAGGAGCUCUUCCCGUCGGUCCUUCUCCUGGUGUGCCAAAGCCCCAAUGAGAAGAAACCAGAUGUCCUCUUCUUCGGCUGUGAGAACACGAAGGCAGAGCAACUCUGCGACAACAUCACGAAGGCCGUUUCCAAAUCGGGCCAGAGUAAGACCGGUUCUGAUUCAAUCAGGUUUUCCCACGACGACGCAGACAUGAUCGACCCCUACGGCAUUCCGAGCCAUCCGAUCGCGCACGCUCCCAACGCCCCGCCAAUCAACCCCCCGCCUUACCCCGGACCAAGAGGUCAGAAAGGCAUCUUCAUUCAUACUGGUUCAGCCAACGGCGGCCCAGACGUGUCCUUGCUUCGAGCCGAGCGAGAAGUGGACAUCCUCAAUCACUGCUUCGAUGACAUCGAGAGUUUCAUGUCCAAGCUGCAGCAGACCGCCGAGGCCGCCAUCGUGCUCAACCAGCGGAAGAAGAAGAAGAAAAGCAAAAAGCAGAGCGCUGAAGAAGAUCUGCUCACGGUGAAAGCCAGGCCGCCACCCGAAGAGGAGUUUGUCGAUAUCUUCCAGAAAUUCAAAUAUUGCUUCAGUCUAUUGGCCCGUUUGAAAUCAACCAUAGCCAAUCCUUCCUCUGAGGACCUUGUUCAUCACGUAUUUAAACCUUUGGAUAUGAUGGUGAAGACGACAGGGGGGCCGGCUCUGGCCGCCUCUGUGUCCAGCCCCGCCUUGACCGGCGCUGCCGUGUCGUUGCUGCAAGAGAACCUGAACGUGGAGGAGAGGACACUGUGGACGUCCUUGGGUCCAAAUUGGACGCACGCUCGGGUCCUUCUGGUGUGCAACCCUUGGCCAGCUGGGGGCGCUAUACACAGCUCGGAGCUCAGAGGGCCCAUCGCUCCAUACACGCCUGUGUUCCUGGACGGCUGGAAGCCCGACAAGUUCUGGGCGGACGGGCAGGUCUGGGAGGAUCCGGUGGAGUCGCAGCACGCGCAUGAAGCCCUCCGUCUCAAACAAGAGCAGGAGCAACAGCAGCUCAACAGCCACAUCGGUGAUGACGUAGACACGGGAGGCUCUCCCGAGUCUGAAAAAGUCUACAGCUGCAGUUAUGACUUCAUCGCCAGGAACAACACUGAGCUUUCAGUGCAACAAGGGGAGACGCUUGAGGUGCUGGAGUCAUCCAAGCGCUGGUGGAAAUGCCGCAAUCGCUUCAACCAAGUGGGCUUCGUUCCCUUCAACAUCCUGGAGCCAGUUACUCACGCGGAGAGUCCCGUCACUGGCAAGCCGCCCACAAUCCCCCAGGCUCCGCCCCCGCCUCCGAUGGCCAAGACUUUCACCCCAGCCGCACCCGGCCAGCCCAUUGCGCGCCCGAACCUCUCCGCACGUGUUCCGCAGAGUAUGCCCACCUACGGCCAGCAUGGUCCUGCAGCAGAGGACGAUAAAGUUAUGUUGGUGAAUGACGAGCUGCUACUGAGGCUGACGAACGGAAAGGCCAUCAACAGCAAGCCUCUGAUCAUCCCUCGAUCGGCAGAAACCUCCCUUCCUCUCGACUACCAUUCCACACCCGAGGAAGUGGCGUCUUGGCUCGCUGGGAAAGGCUUCAGUGAACCGACGGUGACGUGUUUGGGGGUCCUGACAGGCGCUCAACUCUUCUCGCUCAGCAAGGAUGAGUUGCGCGAAGUUAUUCCAGAUGAAGGAACUCGGGUGUACAGCCAAAUGGCGGUGCAGCGAGCACUGCUGGAGGAUGCUCGGAGGGCCACGGAGCUGGAGGCUGUCAUGGAGAAGCAGAAAAUGAAGGUGGAUCUGAAAUUGGAGAGUAGCACAUUGUGAGCGGAGGCCUCACAGAUGGACUUUAUAGCAUAGCAUCAUUAUUAUAAUAUAUACAGUACAUACCUGAAAAUAGCGUGCUGCCAAGCUCCUGCCUGUGAAGAUCACUGUGCCACAUUUCUGUUUUGUAUUUGACGCAAGUAUAUAUAUCGCUAACUUAUAUAGUUCAAUGUAGAUUUUACCGUUAAUUGACUAAUAUUGAGCAAAUUAAAUGCAAGACUUUAUUCAAAUGCAUUGAAAAGUACACUCUCAUGACCAACACUUUGUAAGAAUAACACGAGAAGCUCUUUCUCUGACACAACUGACAGAUUUUACUGUCUGAACCCAAUCUACUCAAAUUCUAGUGUUAGGAAAGCAACCCAGCAUUGUUUUGGGGCACAUAAGAAAUGAUCAAAAUGCAAUAAUGCCUUUAAUAUGAUUUCAUUGAGAACAGAUUUUUUUUUUUUAAUGAACCCCAGAGGAACCAGAUGACACCUUUGUAAACCGACGCAGCCGUUACAAUCUGUUUCCAUGUAAUUACAAAGCAGUUUAUUUCUUUUAAAUGGCGUGGACAACAUUUCCGCUUCACUUGCCGACACCAACUCAAAUGAACUUUCUAUAAACGGUGAAUGUUUGGAUUUUUAAAUCAGUUAACAAAAGACUAACUCGCAAACAUUUCCAACCAUUUUUUUUUUUUAACCCCCGCUCGACCACUUUUUAAUUUACUCAGUAGGUACUGCCCCCCUUGAAAAGAAAUUAGACUACACUGGAGGAGAAAACAUGGUUGAGGUGUGAAGGGACUCAAGGGUGUUUCUAAAAAUUUGAACGAAAGAACAGUAAACUAAAGCACACAUUACACAGUCAGAUCCUGUAUCAUAAAAGAAACGAAUUAAAAUAAUAUUGACAAAUGUA